Cryptococcus amylolentus CBS 6039 is the source of this 2211-nucleotide messenger RNA. RefSeq lists its product as hypothetical. The record is from RefSeq and is a predicted model, not a curated record. Lineage: Eukaryota; Fungi; Basidiomycota; Tremellomycetes; Tremellales; Cryptococcaceae. The transcript has 4 exons. Bases 1 to 2211 code for a protein of 736 amino acids.
AUGCACGUGCUCACCGGUCACAACAGACGCCGGGAAGCCGCCGAUCUUGCUCGCGCCCUCGAGCUUUCCACUCAACAAGCCAAAGUCUUCGCAAACACCUCACCGCACUUCUUCAGCUCCAGCGACCACGCCACCGAAGACUCCAGAGAGAUGGAAUUGAGACCUGUUGAGCAUGCGGUCAUACAGACGUCUCCUAGAACCUCUCUGUCGGGCAGACAACCGGCAGAAACUGCAGAACAGAACAUGGCCCCCCCUGCGGUGGUGGCGAAUUUCGCAGAGAGUUUAGACGAGGACAUUUCAAGCUUCGGCGUGAAGCCCACAGCUCCCAGUGACGUACAAACAUUGACACCAACUGUUAACCCCAACACCUCUAUCCUCGUUCCAGAGAGUGUCAGCAACAACACCUCUGGUACUGGUUCAUCUUCCCAUAAAUCAUAUCCCCCCUCUUCUUUCCCUGCGCAUCUGCUCAAUCCUUCGCCCAACCCGGUGAACUCAGUCUCUCUCCAGCCAAAAGCUGAAAUCGUCUGUGACUCACUCGGGUCAUCAUCCAACGGCAUAUCACAUACUUCCAGCAUUCGUGGGGCAGAGAGUUCUUCGAAUGAGCCAGGCGGCGUCUCACCCACCCUGCUGUCGAGCGCCGCGCCCGAUUCUAGUAUACCGCCACCUGCGAAGAAGAUCAAGCAGUAUGGAAAGGCUGCUAAACUUACCCCAUCGUCUCCGCUGAAGAGGGCAGUCGGUCCCACUGUGCCCGGCUCUUCAUUGUCUGGCCGCAAAGAAAAGAGAAGAUUCCACUUCUCCUCGGACGGCGAAGAUGACACUACUGCGGAUAACAGUGGGAAAACUGCCGCAUCGGUCGCAGUUGAACCGUCACCUUCCAAAAGUCCCCGGAAGGGUGACGUACCCAUAUCUCCUGAUCCCCUGGACAGUAUCAGAAAGGGCAAAGUGACAGGGACGCCUGGGGGGCCUGCUUUUGUCAUUGAAAUCCCUCUCUCUGCCCGGCGUCUGAAUGCAAACGUGACAGGCGAACAGGAUAAAAGAGAGAAGGAGCGGUCGGAAAAGGACAAAGUGCCCAAGGUUCCGAGGAGAAACUUGGAGCAAGAGAACCUCGAGGGAGCUGAGGUAUCAGAGGAACCUGCUUUGGUCCUUGUUCCCACCGAACCUCAAAACAAAAAGUCUGAUACUCCGAUAAUUGUCGAAGCAUCUACGUCCACCGCCUCCCUUUCAACACCCCUCUCCAAUUCUCUUUCGUCAAUCACUGACUCGGAGCCGGCAACCAAGCCCAAGCCCAGAAAGCGCAAAUUCGAUCCACUCGACAUUCCGGAUGUUGACGACGGUGAGGAUGAGGACUUUCAGCCCGGCAAGAAGGCCAAAUCAAAAGUCAAAGCCAAGCCGAAAGCCAAGGCGGCACCAAAGGAGAAAAAGGAGAAGAAGCCACCGACUGGCAAGAAGGGAAAGCAGUCGUUGAGCGCCGCGUUGAUUGUUGACGAUGAAGGAGAUGGGCAAACAGGAGGCAGAGCUUCCCUGCGCGAGUCUGAGCAGCCUCCCGAGCCGCCAGCAGCUCCACCGUCGCCCACCAGGGGUUCAGCAGCAGAGACGGAACUUGGUCGCCCUCCUAGUCCUUCCAGACCAUCACCGUCUUUGGGUGCAAAAGAGACUUCGCCCGCAAAGCAAUCCGAGACAGUCAAGCAGUCCAAAACAGCGAAGGCCAGCACCAAAAAGAAAGGGAAAGGCCCUGCUUCUCUCCUUCCAUCUCCUCCGCCCGAAGUCCAACCGGACAAAGAAAACACACCAUCCCCCGCCAAAUUGAAAUCUCCUACUCCUCCAACAACAGAGAGACCUCCAACGGGCAGGGUUCUGCAAAAGACCCCGAGUAAUACGAACAUGCGUGUGUCUACCCCAAUGUCUGGAGCUAGCCGGUCAUCUUCUGUUGGACAGGAGAGUACGCCGGGGCCCGGUGGCAUGAAAUGGAAAACAUCUCGCAACGACCUCUCCUCUGUCCUCGCCAAAUUCGGCGGUCAUAGGCGGACCGGCAUGUCCAAAAAGCUGAACAUUGUCCCCCUCCAUGCCAAGAUAGGUACACCAGCAAAAGCUCUACCACCAGUGCCCAAAAAGCCCCAGAAAAAGGUAGAGUCGGAUGAGGACGAUGACGAUGACGACGGAGAGAAGAAAGUGAAGCCCGGAAGUAAAGAAUGGUUGAUGAUGGAGGAUUAG